AGACAAAGAGUUCCGAGUCCGGUUCGCACCACAACGGAAAUGACCCCGAGUCGUUCUACGCAUAACUUCGCUGCACUUUCGGCGUUUUCAACGAUACCCCUGAUUAGGCAUGCUAGCCAACAAUCACUAUACAUUAUGGAAUAUGAGCAUUGGGCCGGCGUUUGGGAUAAAGAACAUACUAUGACUUGGGAACGCAUAAUCCCCUGGCGCGGGGCCAGAGAUACUGUGGGCAGCUAGGGCAUGAGAAACCCACACUCUUUGCAUACAUUGCGGAGUAACGGCAUGUCAAGGGCAUCAGAUUCUAAGAUACCGUCACGCAAUGAAUAUUUGGUAAUUUCACAGUGUGUGUUG
Molecule: messenger RNA, 351 nt
Organism: Cucurbitaria berberidis CBS 394.84
Lineage: Eukaryota; Fungi; Ascomycota; Dothideomycetes; Pleosporales; Cucurbitariaceae
Exons: 1
Coding region: 40-237 (65 amino acids)
Source: RefSeq, a predicted model, not a curated record